AUGUCUACUGGAGAGCCUACAAAGAGGCAAAAGAUAGAAAGUAAAGAUCCAAUCGAGUCUUCAAAUAUAUUCUUUAUAUAAAAACUUACUCCCCUAUCCUUAAAGAGCCUAUAACCCAUUCUACUAAGAUAGAAGUUUAAAAAAAAUAUGAACAAAUAUUGCGAAUAAAUUUUAAUAACCUAAAAUUAUUUAUAUUAUUAAUUUUUUCUUGUAAAAUAUGAUUGCACAGAGCCAGAGAUAUAGUAUGAAAUAUUAGCAGAAAUGCAAGUAACCACAUAGAAGCAAUUGCAUAGUAUAAUCUCUGAGAUUGGCCACUAUCAAAUAUAGGUAGCUCGAUUUGAGGCAGGGUAAUGAGCAUAUUUUAUGCUUGAUUAUAUAAAAAUCGUUCGAUUAAGAAUGGCACUAUAAUUCCAAAUCUUUACAAUGGUAUAUUCGAUCAUGGAUGGGGGGUUAGUAUUUUACUAACGUAACGUUUCGCCCUCUUUUUAAUAUAAAAUACGUCACUAAUUUUGCAAAUAAAGCAUUGAUUUUCUAUAUACUUAAAAAUAUCUUUAAAAAAUCUUUCUCAGAAUACUAAAUUAGCUGAAUCUGCUGAGCUGGCUAGACUUUCUCAAGAAAACGCAAGAUUGAGUAGCGAGAAUAACAAGCUGAAUGACUAUAUCUCAAAGCACAAUAGCUCUUGGAAAAAACUGGUUAGAGAUAUAAACGCACUAUGUCAAGCUUAUUCCUAUGAAAAGUGUAAUAUCGAGUUAGUUGAUGGCAGCAGCCCAUUUUCCUUCUUAAUUCAAGACGAAGAAGGGCUUAGUCAGAUGUCUGAACUCACUAGAGGUGGGUUUCGGCAGCUCCUAGGCGUCAUUUCCAAGCUGAAAAGUGGAAUCCCUCAAGACGAAAUUGGCAAGAAAAACAGUGAAUUGACUGAUUCGUACGUAAAAGUGAGUUUUAUAUAGGCUUGUUCCGACAUCAGUGAAUAUCAGCGAGAAAUUCAGCGUCUAAAAGACUUUAGCUUUAAGAAAUAUAGAUGCAUAGUGUCCCGCUUAACGUAACUAUGAGGUAGCAGCAACAGAGCUUCCCUGUUUUUUAUACAUAACGGACCCACAGGCUGCUGAAGGCUUCCUACUUCGAUUCGCCAGGGCACGCUUGGAAACGGUGUGUUGCCGACUUUGAAGCUCAAAAGUGAGAGACUUCUGUCUUCCUUGACGAAGCGUAGCUUCUAAAGACUCCGUCGUUGGUGAGGCCCUUAAAACUACCUAGGGACUGCAAAGAGAGCAGGCGCCUCCCCUUCAAGCUGCUUAGCUGCCUUGGCCGGGUAGAAUUCCCAUGUAAAAUGAGCUUCAUACUUAAAAAAUGCAGAUCGAUACCUCAGGAAUGUCGCCAUUUUAUAAUUAUCCAGAGACUAAAAGACACAUUGUCAAGGACAGUCCAAGAACAGACCCGCACUGAAGCUAUCGCUGAUGAUCUCAAGUCUACCAAUCAGUCUUUGACUACUAAAUUAAGUGCGGUGGAAAUUGCGCUAAAAUGUAAGUGCCCCUGCCGAUGUGGCGCCCGCAAAUCAGAGGCAGCAACCACUGAGGAGGACUCUCAAGAUAUAAAAGAACUCAAAAAUUCCCUCGGCAAACUUCAAGACGAAAGAGACCACCUAAAAACAAAUCUUGAAGAGCAGAUACAAAGAGCCCAGAAAAUGCAAAUAGAGCUAGAGGUCUCUGAGGAGCGGUUUGUAAGGACCAAGGCUUUUAGAAGCUUGAUAGCCCAGGCGAAGACCAUGAUAAAAAACCACGAUACCAUUAAGAAGAAAAAUGAAGAGCUUCAGAAAAUCAAUGACGAGUUCAAUGAAGCCAAAGAAAGGGAAAUCGCAGGAGUUAUCGCUGAAGAGGAAAAAAAAAUUCUAGCUCUCUAUGAAGAGAUAGGAGCCUUAAAAAGCAAAAACAUUAAUAUCGCAAAAGAAAGAGAUGAGGCUAGAUUUGAGUAUGAAGCGCUAAAAAGGGAUAAAAACACACAGAGGGACACAGAGCAUUUCCAGAAGCAUAUUGAAGAGCUAGAACAGCAGAAGCUGAAUUUGAAAAAGAAGAUUGCGGACUUAAAAAAAGACAAGCUGGAGCUGGAAAAUAAAAGUAUGGAAGACUUAAAGGUGAUUUAUGAGCUGAAGGACAAUCUUCACUUAAAAGAAAUUGAAAUCAGCAAUAUGAAGACAGUUCCAGAUGAAAACGUCGCAGGGGAAAACGAAAUUGAGCUUGAUGUCAGGCUUAAAGAACAAAGAAACCAAAUUUUGGAGCUAAAGCAGCACGCAAAAGCCAAAGACCACAUAAUCGCAAAACUUGAAGGACAGGUAAAGCACUUAAAGCAAGAGGUCAAAAAUGAAAGAAAAAACAACGAAAAUCUCAUAAACGAAAUCGAAGUGACAGGCAAUGCCUACGAAGAAACCAUGAAGAAAAAUAAAGUUCUUGUAAACCUUCUUGAUGAAAAAGAAAAAAAUCACAUCCAGCUCAUGAACGAAAGAGUCAAAGAAAGCAACUGGAAAACCUUGCGCGAAAAAGAAAAACUAGCCUACGAAGCAAUAAUCACAAACAAAGACGAAACUAUUGCCAAGCUUAAAGACGUAGUCAAAGAAGCAGAAAACAAGCUUAAAUUCCAAAGCGAUUUUACCGUGUGGCCGAAUAAAGACUACAUUGAUUUUUUUUCCGCCUGCUUUUUGGUAAAAUGCACCAUUAUGUUUAUUCGACGUUAUACUUUUUAAAUAUUAAAAACAAUUUUUUAAAAUUUUUAGUCACUUUCAACUGAAAAAGCAGAUGGAAAAAACAUCAAUGUAUUUUUUUCAGUCUCUCCUGAUUAUUUUACCUCAUCUUUGGAAAGCAAGCUUAAAACUUUUGAAGACCGACUGAGGCACUAUUACAACCAGAAUGAAGAAGUUUUGAGGAAAAAUGAAGAGCUAAUGAUAGCGAAAAAAGAAUGGCAUGAUAAGUUAUUGAAGACAGAAAAACUCAGCAUUAAAAGUGCGACUGAUGCAAUACAGUUUCAGCUUAUGUAUCAGCAAGCUGUCAAACAGAUGAAAAUCUAUGAGGAAAAAUGGUGCAAGGCAAAGGAGUAUGAGAAAUUUACGUCUGCGAAUGACAUUAUCAAUAAUGAGCUGACGAAGUAUAGAGUAAGAAAUAUUUAGAAUAUGGUGAGGUGUAGCAUUUGUUGCGCGAGACCCAAAGAUGCACUGAUCACGAAAUGUUUUCAUACAUUUUGCAGGAAGUGCCUUGAGGACAAUAUCGCCAAUAAGAAGAGAAAAUGUCCAACCUGCCUGGGAAAGUACACUUUGGAUGAUGUGAAGGGGAUUUUGUGGAAAUAA
Blepharisma stoltei is the source of this 3328-nucleotide messenger RNA. The record is from the annotation of a GenBank genome assembly. Lineage: Eukaryota; Ciliophora; Heterotrichea; Heterotrichida; Blepharismidae.